AAAUUCUUAAACUUUUUAACCCAAUUUCGGCGAUCGAGUGCGACAUCAGCAUGAUUUCCGUCGACAAGAUCCAUUUGACUUAGUGGACUUGGGAAGACUUGAACUUGGUUUCAUCAGGAUUUUAUGAACGGCAUUUGCUUGUUCACUUGAAUGUUCAGAAAUAAAAAAAUGUCAACUUGCAAUCAGUUUUCCCGAAUUGAUACUGCUGAGCUCAAAUCUCAGCUGUAUAGGAAGCUUGGGCGUCAAAGGGCGGAGAAGUACUUCUAUAACCUUAAGCGGUUACUCAACUUGAGACUCAGUAAGUUGGAGUUCGAGAAAUUGUGUUAUAGUAUCAUUGGGAAGGAAAAUCUUGCUCUCCAUAAUUUGUUCAUCAGAUCAAUCCUUAGCAAUGCUGGUCUUGCAUUUGCUCCACCUAGCAGAGUGACACUUACCGGAAAUUCACGGACAUCCAAAAUGUCUAGCUUUGGCGAAACAUUUCCUACAUCUCCUCGGAGAGGAAGAUCCAUAAACAGUAGGGACCGUAGAUUAGCUGACCGAUCUAGGCUGCUUGGGCCUUACGGGAAAAUUCCACCAGGACAUGUUCAAGAAGCCACUAACUCUAGUGAUCUACAGAAGUCAAAAGAGCAGCAAAGUGCCCGGGAAUUGAUAUCUAUUGGUAGCAAAGCACUAACUUCCGUGGAGGAUGGGGAAGAGGUUGAUCAAUUUCGAUAUAGCCCAACCGUGCAAAGUAGAAGUCCUUUGAGGCCUCCUCUUGGCAUUCCAGCAAUUGUUGGCGAUCUUCCUCGGAAAUCUUUCCGUAGUGCUUUUGAAUCAAGCUUCCGGAUUGGACAGACAAAUUAUUUUAACAAUUGUUAUCACGCUUCCGGACUACCAGAUUCCAGGGCCUUGAAGGAUAGGCUGGAGAGUAAGUUGGAGGUUGGCGGCCUUGGUUUGUCGGUUGAUUGUGCUGAUGCAUUAAAUCGUGGAAUGGAUGCAUUUCUUAAGAGGUUGAUCAAGCCUUGUAUGGACCUAGCUAGGGCUAGGUCCAGUUCACAUAGGACAAGUCAAGUGGAUGGAAGUACUUUACCUAAUAUGAAAGGUUUAUGGCGAGUGGGUCAAGUGCAAAUAUCAAAUGGAUGCAAUUGUGCUACUUCACUUGAUAUUCAAUUGGCAAUGGAAUUGAAUCCUCAAUUACUUGGAGGUGAUUGGCCAUUACAACUGGAGAAAAUGCGCUUGCAGUUUUCAGAAGAAUGAAAGUUGACCUAUGUAUUGUGACUUUGUUCUCGGUGACAGAUUCUUGAUGAUACUAUAGAAUGCAAUUCAAUGGUCCUAUGCCUCUUGAAGCUUUCUAUACUGUGAAGCAAUAAUAUGUUCUAUUGAAAGUUUAAGACAUGCAAAGUUGCCCCAAGAUUCAUGUCAGCAUAUGUCAUAAAGGAUAAAACAUUCAUUGUUCCUUCAUAGGUUUGAUCAUUCUAAAACUGUCAAUUUUCUCGUGUUAGAUCUUACAUUGUAAACAAUCCAAUUUGAGAGCCGAUCAAAAGAAAUUGUAAGUUCAUAGUCAUUUCUGAGUAUGAGUUGUACCAGUAAAUGAUAUACUAGUUUCGACCUCUUGUGUCAUUUUUGAGACUAUAUUUGGGCUUUCUAGUUUAACUUUUAUGAGGUUAGGCAAUUCACCACUCAUAUCAUUUGAUGAACAAUAGUUUAACAUUAUUGAUUAUCAUACCUUGAUUAAAUUCUGAUAGCGUUUUGUGGCAGAGCCAUCUAUUGUCAAUCAAAGAGUAGCAUGGUUUAUUUCAUUGUCUAAACUUGGAUUGAUCAUAGGCUUUGAAUCAUGGAAAUUAUUACAAGAUGCCCAUGCAACUUAAUAUAGAUAGUCCUAUAACAUAAUCUUGAAUUAGAUGCAUCGAAAACCUUUUUCAGCAAUCUUUGUGUAUUAACGUAAAGGAAGACAAAUAAUAGAUAACUUAUGAGCAUGCUUACCACAUUAUAGUACUUUUAUAGUUUAUAUGCAAAUACUACAAAUUGUUUAAAAGAAUAAAGGUUAACCUGAUAAUACAUUAUAAUAUGCUUCUUAGUUCUCAUCAUGUAUAAUCUAAUGCCCGAGACAGAAAACAAUUUGAUGUUGGAAAUCCACUAUUUUCCAAGAGUGUCAUGUAUAGAUAUAUAAAUCAUUUUCAGUAGACCAAAUAAAUUGAAGAACUUCUUAUAUAAGCCAUAAUGACAUAGAGUUGCAAGCCCCAUUUGAAUUGAAUGAGAUGAUCUAAACUCCAAUAAUCUAAUGUUCAUUGUUAUGCUCAUUUCUCAUUUGCAAUGGUUGUAUUGUUAAAAUCUUUCCAUCUCAUUCUUCCUAUUUCAUUGUCAUGCCAUAUGUAAAUCUUCACUAAUCACACUAACAUGUCUUACUAAAUUGGAAGAAUCAAGAAAUAGCCUUUCACAUCCUAAUUAUGCUAAUAAAAAGUGUAAAUUAUUGAUGAAUAAUGCCCAAUGUCAGCACAUGGAUUAUGGUGUAUUUGCUAAAUUCUGCAAUUAGAGGAUAAUCUACUUCAUAGAUAUGGUUUGAAAAUAUGACCAAUGAUCAACUGAUGCAUUUGAUCCAUAAUAUUACAUGCCUUUUCAAUGUACCUCAUCAAAAAAAAUUUAAUGCUCACAUGUGCACUUGCUUUUUUAUGGAUUGUGGUUUACCGCAUUGCGCCAACCCCACCUAGUGGGAUAAGAUUUGGUUGUUGUGUGGUUUACCACAUUGCCUAGGCUUAAUAUCAUAUGCCCUGUGUAUUGCCAUAAUUUAUGAGAUCGAAGUUGACAUGAUCAUAAAAUUUUCUAAUCAAUCCUUAAUAUGAAAAUUUCAUCCUGGAAUAUAAAUAAUGUAAUCUUUGAGUACCAUGUAAAGGGUUUGUCAAACAAUAACUUGCUUAAGAUAUAAUUGAGGAAAUGAAAAUGAACAUGCACAUCCAUGUUGAAUUAGCUACUACAAGUUUUUGUUUUACCCUGUGGAAGUGAAACACCUUUUAGGUAAUAAUAAGCGUGGAAAGGAAAUAACAACAACAACAAUCAAGCCUUAUCCCACUAGGUGCGGUCGGCUAUAUGGAUCCUUUUACGCCAUUGAGCAAGUGUGGAAAGGAAAAUUAUGUCAAAAUUCUUUGGCUUGAUGAUGAAAUUGAACAUUUUCCAUAUGUGGAAUUCUUGCAGAAUCAAAAAGGAUAAACAAAUGAAAGGACUAUAAUUGAAAUGGCUCAGUUGCAAUAAGGAUGUUAAGCUUGGUUUGAGACUAGAAUAUCAUCCCUCGAAAUGUUAUUUAAGUUUCAAAGGUUUGAUAUUAGAAUAUAGCAUUUCUUUCAUCUCCAGAAAUAUGGUUCAAGUGCAUUAAAAAUCACAUGAGAGAAAUAUGUCUGAAGUUUUUGUGAUGCAGCUCUGAUGUAGGUUAAGUAUGAAAUCAUUAACUUGAUUUAUAAACCAUGAAUCUGUUCUCGACUAAUGUUUCUUCACUUUAGGUGUGUGGCUUCUUUAGAAAUUUGAAGACCUAGUCUUAGAGCAGAAAGCCACUAUGAUUUCAUCAAAGUCUGGUCCAAAGUGUUAAUGCCUACUGUGAUUUUUUACGGUUCAUAAGCGUACCAAGAACAGAAGAGGUCUUGAGUUGAGAUUGCUAAACGAGGAAAUGGAGAGCCAAAGAAGCACAUAGAGGUAUGUGCUAAU
This is a messenger RNA of Zingiber officinale, 3669 nucleotides long. RefSeq lists its product as uncharacterized. Gene Ontology annotation, cellular component: SAGA complex. Lineage: Eukaryota; Viridiplantae; Streptophyta; Magnoliopsida; Zingiberales; Zingiberaceae. The coding region runs from base 151 to 1233 and encodes 360 amino acids. Gene Ontology annotation, molecular function: transcription coactivator activity. Gene Ontology annotation, biological process: regulation of transcription by RNA polymerase II. The transcript is spliced from 2 exons. The record is from RefSeq and is a predicted model, not a curated record.